CCGUUUUCCGUUUCCUCUGCCGCGGGCGCGCGGCGUUGGCUCGAUUUGGCUGAUGUUGCGGGCUGGCUGGCUGGCUGGCCGUCGUGUCUGCUGCCACUUUUGCUUGAAUUUGCUGACCUACGCCCUGCCAUUAUGCCAUGCCAUCUCCGAUGAUCGAUGUAAUGGAUGAAUGCUCUCCGUCCGGAGUCCGCGGGGCGGCCACCACACCCACCCACUUCUCUUUCAUGCGCCCCAAUCUCCCCACCUACGCCGCAUUAAUCUCUCCUUUGUCCCCUUGCCCUCCUCUUCCACCAUCGCCACCAAGCACACAACCACAACCACAACCACAACCACAACCGCAACCUUCGUACGCCGUGCCUGUCGCCAUCGCCAUCGCCCUUACCGUCGCCUCCACCGGACACACGACGCAGCACCCAUCACCGCCCUCAUCUCGGCUAAGCAGGUACACGCGCGCAGUUCGUGCGCCCAGCGCAAGAAAAAAACUCAAAAAAGGCCGCGCUUACGUGCCUAUGGACGUGAGUGUGUGUGUGGGUGCGGAGCGAUGCUUGGACGGGCGAGGACGCGGUGACACGCGGCGCGGGCGUCCGUUCUGUCUCGGUGGGUGAGGCCGCAGCACGCGGUGCGACACUGGCCACGCCUCGUGUGCGUGCCGAUGUGUUUGGUGUCGCAAACUGGUUGGGGGCGUGCUACCGCUGCUAGUUACAUGACUAGGUGGUGAGUCGAGAGAGGAUUCAUGAUGGCUCGUAUUCGUAGGUACAGGCGGAGAGGAGCAAAAGGCAAAAUGGACAGGGUUACGCAAGGCGGGUAAGGUUAUUUUAAGCAGCACAUGGCAUCUACAUACGUCCGUAGGAUUGGGUGACGUCGCCGAGAAACGACCUUAAAUGAAUAUGUCUAUAUUGAAGCACUGGCAGAAAGAUGACCCUCUACGAGGCGGGCCGAA
Molecule: messenger RNA, 940 nt
Organism: Aplosporella prunicola CBS 121167
Lineage: Eukaryota; Fungi; Ascomycota; Dothideomycetes; Botryosphaeriales; Aplosporellaceae
Exons: 1
Coding region: 162-605 (147 amino acids)
Source: RefSeq, a predicted model, not a curated record